This is a messenger RNA of Neltuma alba, 1202 nucleotides long. Its product is annotated as proteasome subunit beta type-4. The transcript has 7 exons. Lineage: Eukaryota; Viridiplantae; Streptophyta; Magnoliopsida; Fabales; Fabaceae. Bases 207 to 905 code for a protein of 232 amino acids. The record is from RefSeq and is a predicted model, not a curated record. Gene Ontology annotation, cellular component: proteasome core complex.
GAACUCUUUUAACAUUGGGGUUCCCCGUUUCUACUGUCCCUUGCGCUUCGGACUGACUCGCUCUCCUCGUUUAUCUUCUACUCUCCGAAAUAAUUCUCGUUUUCCCAGUUUUCUUCCUCUCGAUCACUCAACUUUCAGGACAUCGUCAGAAAGGAGAAACUUGCGAUCUUCUCUUUUCUCUUACAGUCCAAAUAACUCCAGGCAUCAUGGGCUCUGUGGCUGAAUCAGAGAGAACUCUGUACCCUUACGUAACGGGAUCAUCAGUUGUAGCCAUCAAAUACAAAGAUGGGAUUCUUAUGGCUGCUGAUAUGGGAGGUUCCUAUGGGUCUACCCUGCGAUACAAGAGCAUUGAACGGUUGAAGCCUGUUGGAAAGCAUACUCUUCUUGGUGCCAGUGGUGAAAUCAGCGAUUUUCAGGAGAUUCUUCGCUACCUUGAUGAACUUAUCCUAUAUGACAAUAUGUGGGAUGAUGGCAAUUCUUUGGGUCCUAAGGAGGUGCACAAUUACUUGACUCGUGUGAUGUAUAAUAGGCGUAACCAAUUCAAUCCACUGUGGAACUCGCUUAUACUUGGUGGUGUUAAAAACGGGCAGAAAUAUCUUGGCAUGGUUAGCAUGAUUGGCAUUAAUUUUGAAGAUGACCAUGUCGCAACGGGGCUUGGAAAUCAUUUGGCUAGGCCAAUUCUUCGUGACGAAUGGAAUGAAAAUUUGACCUUUGAAGAAGGUGUUAAAUUACUGGAAAAAUGCAUGCGUGUGCUUUUGUAUCGGGAUAGGUCUGCUGUCAACAAGAUUCAGAUAUCUAAAAUUACGGAAGAAGGCUGUACUGUUUUCCCACCGUUCUCACUGAAAACAUACUGGGACUUCGCCGCAUUCAGGAACCCAACGGCCGGUGCUCCAGGUUCAUGGUAGUUGGGUUGUCAUCCUUCAUUACUUAAAUAGAUCUUUCCAACAAGUAUUGUGUUACAUUAAAUAGACAUGAAAUGACCAAUCUGGAAUAUAGUUGGAUUGAUGUGUUUGUGCUUUUACUUGAAUUCAUGUAGCUGUUGAUUUCAUCUUAAAAAAGGAUAGAACCCUAGCUAAACUAGCCAGAAGGAUCAAUACAAAAACCAUGGCCGGAGUUUAAUUAUGGUUUACUGCUUAAUUGUGGCUAAUUUAGCCGUAGUUUCUUUAUCUAAAGCAUAAUAAACGGUUUAUUUACACUGCUAA